GAACCCAUUCCCAAUUCCCCUCUCCGGCCUUCGCCGCCGCCAAGGCACGAAGCCAGAGCGCGACGACAUAAAUCGUGGGAGCGCCCGCCUUUGAAUCGGUUUCCCCCACGCCAUGUCCUCCCCCUGCGUCUCGCACCAACAGCAGGUCCGUCUCCGUCUCCGCGCUGCCAGCCGCCUUCCCGCCCCAGACACGGCCUCGUUCGCGCCGCCCGCGCCCCGGCAGCUUCGGAUGGCGCACGCGGCGAUGAGCGCCAAGGCGCCCCUCGGCGUGGCGCCGACGGAGGAGGGGGCCGGGACGCCGGGGCAGCAGGCCGUGCUGGGGUAGAUGGUGGAGGAUGCCGCCGUGUGGUGCGCCGUCCACGGGCUCGUCAUCGGAGAUCGCGCCAACCAGAGAUCAGGAACGGUCCCUGCGGUUGGCCUGGUUCACGCUCCAUUCUCGCUGCUUCCAGCGCGUUUUCCGGCAUCGUUCUUCAAUCAAGCAUGCGAGCUGGCUCCUAUCUUCAAUGAGCUCGUGGAUCGUGUCAGCUUGGAUGGGGAGUUCUUGCAAGCUGCUUUGUCUAGAACAAAGCAGGUUGAUGAAUUUACUUCAAGGCUGCUAGAAAUUCAUGAUAAGAUGAUGUCUAUAAAUAAGAAAGAGGAUAUACACUUAGGAUUGCACCGGUCUGACUAUAUGCUGGAUUCCGAAACCAAUUCACUACUUCAAAUUGAGCUCAACACUAUCCCAUCAUCCUUUCCUGGCCUUGGCUCCCUUGUCAGUGAACUUCAAAGGUUGUACAAAAUGAUAUUCCACCAGAAAGCAUGGAUGCCAUGCGCCCGGUGCAGCAGCACUUGCCAACACGGACAAGCACUCCACCCUCCAAAAUGAAUAACCUUCCAAAGGAUGCACAGAACAUGGAAGUGUCUACACCAGUACCCCCAAUAAAUCCGGAAGGAAAUGAUGAGGACGAGACUCCAAAGAACACUGUCUCUAGAAAUGGUGGUUUCCUGCAGAAUGCAGUUGGGCAAGACCUAGUCCAUCUUGGCGUUGCAAGAACAGCAAGUGGUUGCCCUUCGGCUGUCGCUUCCGGUGUUAGCACCAGACACCAGCACAACAGAAUGGAUCUUGAUCCAGCAUCCAGCAGCGUGGAUAAUUUCAAAACACCAGAACUUACAAAAGAAAACGGUCUCGAGGAGGAUGGGAAAGGAGAGAGUAGUAUGUAUGAUGAGAGGCAACCUAAGAGAAGGAAGCGUACCCUUAUGAAUAAUGAGCAAAUAGAUGAAUUAGAGAAGGCUCUAGUAGAUGAGCCUGAGAUGCACAAAAACCCUGUUCUAUUGCAGAGUUGGUCAGAGAAGUUAAGUCUGCAGGGCCCAGAGAUCACAACAUCACAACUUAAAAACUGGUAAAACUGUGUAUCUUAACCGUUGUUUGAAGUUUCUUUCUUCAAAUUGGUAAUAAUGUUUUUUGUGCUUCUCAUCUAAAGCAAUUUGUAACCGUGUUUUCUCGUGCAAUUUCCAGGUUGAAAAAAAGUGUUGUAUGCAAAUUCUGACGAGGGUGAUAUAUAAUACUAUAAUCCUAAGUCUGACAGCCUAAAUAACCUGGUUCUAAGCUCCUGUUUGAUCUUUUUUUUUCUAUACCUUUUAUGCAAAUCUGAACAGUUGUUUUUACACAACUGAACACCUUUUUAAUGUGAGAUAUUGAGCAUUAUAAUUGUUAGUAUAUUAGGUUAGAGUAAAUUAGUUACCAAGCUAGGCAGCCCCGCUCCGGUAUUUAUCUCCACGGAUGAAAAGGGGACGCAGCUAUGUCAUUACAUUCUAUAGAUGCUGAAGCAUUUAUUUUCAUGAUUGAAUUUU
Messenger RNA from Zea mays, 1830 nucleotides. RefSeq names its product glutathione synthetase, chloroplastic. Gene Ontology annotation, cellular component: cytosol. The record is from RefSeq and is a predicted model, not a curated record. Gene Ontology annotation, molecular function: ATP binding; glutathione binding; single-stranded DNA binding. The transcript is spliced from 7 exons. NCBI's taxonomy places the organism in Eukaryota, Viridiplantae, Streptophyta, Magnoliopsida, Poales, Poaceae. Gene Ontology annotation, biological process: glutathione biosynthetic process; flower development. Bases 326 to 865 code for a protein of 179 amino acids.